GCUUCUUCUUAGUGCCAUUGAAGUGACUCAUCUCUAGGAAGUGGGGUGAAAAGGGAAAGAAAAAAAAAAGUUCGAGGUGUUCCGUGAGCGACAGAGAGAGCUCAGAGCAGAGUAAGUAGGCAAGGCGGCGGAAAAUAUUCAGAAGAUUAAAAACCUGCCUGAGUCACACUGACUGUUGACUUCAGGCUGAAGUUUGCGCACCUGAGAGGAUCUCUGAUAGCCUAGUCUACCUGAAAGCACAAUAGAAAAUACUUUCCUCACAGGGCUGCCUGACACAACCUGCAAUAUCUGUAAGAUGUUGUAGAUCAGGUGUCAUAAUUGCACUUUGAUAACUCGUUCUUGGAUACCUGAACAUCUCCAAUCAGAGGAUUUUUUUUUUCUUGCUGGUGCCUUUUAUUUUUACUGCGGGGGAAUUGUGUGUGAGAGAGAAAGGAGGAGAAACAAGAAGAAAAAAAAAAGCUCCAGAGCUUUAACAGUCCCCUGAAAUCUUCCUCUUUCCCGGAUCAUGUACCAGGAUUACUCCGGGAACUACGACACCUCGUCCCGCGGCAGCAGCACCUCUCCGGCCCAGCCAGAGUCCUUCACAAGCGGCAGCAGCACGAUCGGGAGUCCGAUAUCUACCUCAAACUACCAGAAGUACAGGGUUGACAUGCCUGGCUCCAACAGUGCCUUCAUCCCUACAAUCAAUGCAAUCACAACCAGCCAAGACCUGCAGUGGAUGGUGCAGCCGACCGUCAUCACCUCCAUGUCCAACCCGUACUCCCGCUCCCACCCGUAUGGACAUCACCUGACCAACGGGCCGAGCCUGCUGCCGCACAACACACUGGCCCGGCCCGGGGUCAUCCGCUCCACUGGCGACCUCAGACGGCGCAAGAGGGAGGAACAGCUGACCCCGGAGGAAGAGGAGAAGCGGAGGGUGAGACGGGAGAGGAACAAGCUGGCCGCAGCCAAAUGUAGAAACCGCAGGCGGGAGCUGACGGAGAUGCUGCAGGGGGAGACUGAGAAGCUGGAGGAGGAGAAGGCAGACCUGCAGAAGGAGAUCGAGAGCCUGCAGAAGGAGAAAGACAAGCUAGAGUUCAUGCUGGUCGCCCACAACCCCGUGUGCAAGCUGCCCGUCGACGAGCGCCAUCAGCAGUCCAGCCACCACCAGCAGCAGCAGCAGCAGCAGUGCAACCCGCUGCAGCUCACCAUGCGCCCCAGCCUGAACCCGCGUGCACAGAUGAACCAGGUGGUGGUGAAGCAGGAGCCCGAGGACAUAGAGGAGAAUGUGGGCAAGCCUCAGCGCUCUGUCAUUAAGCCCAUCUGCCUGGGAGGCGGCGGCAUCAGCGGUGGGAUGUACUGCCCGGACGGAGACAGCCUCAAUACGCCGGUGGUGGUGGCGUCCACCCCGGCAGCCACGCCAAACGCCCAAAACCUCAUAUUCACCUAUCCCAACAUGAUGGAGCCCGAGAGCCCCUCGCCCUCUUCUGAGUCCUGCUCCAAAGCCCACCGGCGCAGCAGCAGCAGCGGCGACCAAUCCUCCGACUCCCUCAACUCACCCACGCUCCUGGCGCUCUGAGUCAGCCGGGGCGGGGCGCCGAGGCCCAGCUGGGAAACAAACACUGUGGUUGAAAACAACGAGGACAGACUGCCCCUCCAUCCCGAGGCCCUCUGGUCUCGCUAAAGCACAUUGAAAAAGUCCAGACCAAGCUGACCGUGUGAGCCGGUUCCCCCUCCUGAUGAGAGGCAAGGGAGGUCAAGGAGGGGGAGACCCGUAAGGGCUACGCCGCGUUUCUUCUUCUUCUACUUCUUCAGCGUGAACGUUUUUGUAUCCAUCAACGUGUGUGCAAUCAUCCGCCAUCCCUUCAGCAUUUCAACUGCAGAGUGUUGAUUUGUUUACUGACAUUUCCGACAAAAAAAGGAAAACACAACCAUCCAGAGAGCGACUUGUUAAUAUAUUUUUCUGAAAACACCUAAAAAGCCAUGCGGUCAACGCUUGCACUCUGCUGAUCAAUCUAUAACAAAUCACCAAGCGAGGUCAGCAUUCUGCUGGGAUUUCUGCAGAGAGGCCAAGACUCUCAUUUUAUUUUAUUUUUUUCCUCUCAGACUCUUAUGACUCAAUUCAGGACAGAGUGCACACUUUCUCAUGUUAUUUCCAUCUCUCUCUGUGUAUUUAUGACCUGUGCUGGUGGAAUUUUCUUGUCCUCUCCUUUAAAUCUGCAAGGUGACCCGAGGGUGACCUCAGCAUUACAGAGAAUUUGAGCCAUCCAGCUCCUCAAUACUUUCUCUUCUUUGCCAUAGUGGCUUGAAUUUGCAGUAGUAGUGUGUGCUUUUUUUUUUUCUUCCUUGGUGAUUCUGUACCUGAACCCUGUUUUUUUUUUUGUUUUUUUGGACAAAGUGUAUGUGAUUUACAUUGAUGUCAGGGAUUAUCUCUCAUGUGUUUUAGUAGAACCCCCGUCGUUCGUGACGAGUGACUGUGGCAGAGGUGGUACUUUAAAAAAAAAGAAGAAAAAAAAGAUUUAAUUUAAUUGUUGUGAGUCGUUUUCUGCUCCGACAUUUGACAAAAACCCAGAAAAAACAAAAAAACAAAGUUUGAACCUCCUCCGCUUCAUUCUCUAAAUAAACAUCCUUUUGUUCCGCCGCUGCCUUCUCAGGGGCCGCUCGGGUUUCAAAAAGCCAAAUCCGUUUUUUCUCGGCACGUGUAAAUCCUGUGUUUCAUCAGUCCUUGUCUAAAAUAGAAGGAGGGAUUUUUGGUCAAACUUGAACAAAAGCCACGGUGGUCCAGAUUGUCGCCAGCUGCCAAAUGAUGUCAACCCUGUUUAUAGAUUUAAAUAUGUAUAGGCUAUAUGGUGUUUGUAAAGCAGUCACUUUUAGUACAACAAAGAUGUUUAAACCCAACUCAGACGGGCUGGUUUCUGGGUGCAGGAGGUACUUUAGACGACGAAGAAUAGGAUGAAGAAGACUCUCUCUACAGCUGGUCUGACGUGAAAGAGCAAACACUUUGAAGAACUUCUUGUUCAUCAUUUGUAUAUGUUAAAGGGAAGUGGGCUUGGGCUAUCAUGCACUGACAGAACAGCGAUAUUUUCCAUAUAUUUAGUUUACUCAAAACAUUCCAUAUGAAUUUAACGUGACGGGGUUUGAACCCAAACAUCCCUUUUCUUUUUCUAAUGACAAGAACUUGAGAUGAUUCUGGAUGCAGAGGACUACAUUUUAAAGCCAAUCCAAGCUGCUGCUAUUCGUUUAGAAAGAACUUGUCAGCUGUUUUUGAUGUAAUUUUAAUUUGACUGGCUGUUUUAAAUCAACGGGGGUCUUUAAUUUGGCUGGACAGCACAAAGGGAGAGAUCUGAGAACCAAAACCGCCUAAAUGUCUGUAUGUCGGAGUGUUCUGGAGCCCCCUCUCCACACACAUAGGAAAGCCAUUGACUGUAGAUGUUCUACUGUAUAUGUCAUCUGCUGUCUGUCGCCUGUUGAACUACAAUUUCUUCUUCUUUUUGUUUUCCCAAAUGCUUUAACUGUUCAAAAUGAUUCAAAAUGAAUAAAAACAGCAAUAUGUAUAGCAGUGUUUGUUAAUUUAAAAGAGUAAUAAUAAAAUAAUUUUCAUCUUGGAAA
This is a messenger RNA of Xiphophorus hellerii (green swordtail), 3588 nucleotides long. RefSeq names its product FOS like 2, AP-1 transcription factor subunit (gene fosl2). The transcript is spliced from 4 exons. Gene Ontology annotation, biological process: regulation of transcription by RNA polymerase II. Gene Ontology annotation, molecular function: DNA-binding transcription factor activity, RNA polymerase II-specific; RNA polymerase II cis-regulatory region sequence-specific DNA binding. The coding region runs from base 506 to 1558 and encodes 350 amino acids. The record is from RefSeq and is a predicted model, not a curated record. Lineage: Eukaryota; Metazoa; Chordata; Actinopteri; Cyprinodontiformes; Poeciliidae. Gene Ontology annotation, cellular component: nucleus.